CUUCGGUGCGGCGUUUGUUUUGAUCGGAAGCCUUUGAGCUUCCGAGGUUUUGAUGCUUGAGCCGCUGGGCUCCCCAGCCGCUCAAGCAUGCUGAAGCCGGCAUGUGCUCCCUCCUCCGAUGACCCUUCGGGGUUAUUCGGUUUCCUCCGAUGACCCUUUGGGGUUAUUUGGUUUCCUCCGAUGACCUUUCGGGGUUUGUCGGUUUCUGGGUCCCUUUCCGAUCUGGCGACCCUCAGCUUUCCUGUAGAUCUUGGGAGGUGCUCGCUGUUUUUCCAAUUCUGGCCACCGUCGGACUGGAUCUCUGCCGCGGCGUCCUGGAGAUCUUGUGCCAUCCUCUCCGGAGUAGUUUGAAGGGUGUCCCAUGGCUGGAUCAGUCGACCUCAGGUUGCUCGAGUGAUUUCACCUCUCUUCCUCCCAUGGCCUCUCAUGCCGUAUGGCAGUUUCUUAAUGAACCGUCUCACGAAAAUGCCUCAGCCAAGGACGAUCGCCCUCUUCUCAAGCAUGAAUCCCCAAUGCCGGUAUCCACUGAGACUAUCCAGGAGGUGGAGAAGAAAUGUGCUGCAUAUGUGCGGAACGAUGUCUACGGUCCAAUGGGACGAGGCGAGCUGCCGUUGAAGGAGAAGCUCCUACUCGUAAUCGCGCUCCUGACUCUGCUUCCUAUACGCAUCAUUCUGGCGAUGACUAUAUUGGUCCUCUAUUACUUGAUUUGUCGGAUUUGCACUCUUUUCUCAAUGCCGAACCGAGAGGACGAGCAGGGAGACUCCGCGCACCUACGCGGGUGGAGGCGAGCGGUGAUCGUUCAUUCCGGGAGGUUUCUGGCUAGGCUUAUGCUUUUCGUGUUUGGAUUUUAUUGGAUAAGUAGCGACGAUAAAUCAACAAGUGAGAAUCAGAGCCAGGAUCAAUCAGAAGAAGUGGAAAGACCUGGAGCAAUAAUUUGUAAUCAUGUUUCCUAUAUAGAUAUAUUGUAUCAUAUGUCUUCUUCUUUCUCGAGCUUUGUCGCUAAUAGAUCAGUGGCUAAACUUCCAUUUGUUGGCCUCAUUAGCAAGUGCCUUGGUUGCAUCUUUGUUCAAAGGGAGUCAAAAUCUUCCGACUUCAAGGGUGUUUCAGGCGUUGUGGCUGAGAGAGUUCGUGAAGCACAUCAAAAUAAAAUUGCUCCAAUGAUGAUGCUUUUUCCAGAAGGCACAAUUACAAAUGGAAGUUACCUUCUUCCUUUCAAGACAGGUGCCUUUCUGGCAAGAGUGCCUGUGCUUCCAGUCAUAUUAAGAUAUCCAUACCAAAGAUUCAGUCCUGCCUGGGAUUCAAUCUCUGGGGCAAGUAUUUUUUAAGCAAAUUCAUGAUUUAAUGGCUUUAGAUAAUAAAUUUAUUUUUGUGCCUUUAGUAUAAUAGCUGCUGAAUCUCAGGAGUUGAAUGUUGGGUAAACUGGUACGACAUGUGAUUUUUCUCCUCUGUCAAUUUAUUAAUUACAUAGAAGUGACAAGGUUACCCGUCUACUACCCAUCGCAAGAAGAGAAGGAUGAUUCAAAACUUUAUGCUAAUAAUGUCCGCAGAUUAAUGGCUAAGGAGGUAUGCAUUGCCUGUUACUUUUCUUCCCUGAAAGAUUUAUGUAUCAGUUACUGAGAUGGAUUCAUUGUAAUAUCGUUAAUUGUUUUCAUUUUUUCAGCAAUAUUGUUACCAUGGAUGAUUCUUUUAUAUAAUAGAAUGGAAUGCCUCCA
Rubroshorea leprosula is the source of this 1712-nucleotide messenger RNA. The record is from the annotation of a GenBank genome assembly. Lineage: Eukaryota; Viridiplantae; Streptophyta; Magnoliopsida; Malvales; Dipterocarpaceae.